AUGGCGCGUUCCAAGUCAAUCCGCGCCCCAACGACCGCCAGUCUCCCAAACAACCUUCGCAUCCCCUCGACAACCCCCUCCCUCACGAAAACCCUUGGUAAACUCUCCCGACAAGCUCUACUAGAUCUGGCUUUGCUAUGGCUUGACGACCGCAAUAUCACAUCAUUUCCGCCAUAUCUCCAACCAGAGGCUGAGAAUGGCAUCGACGACGAAGAGACCCUCCCAUACCCCGCGGCCGAGACGGUCGAGGAAGUCCGUCAAGCCUAUGAGGACCUACAGGAUCGGAAAGGCGGCAAGCGAGAAGUUCUAGAGCGUAUACUGGAGGGUGAUUGGCGGCAUGGUAUCACACUGCGCCAGCUCGCAAUGGCAGACUUGCGCUAUAUGGACGAUCAUCCCGCAAGUCUGCGAUGGACAGCAUUGGAGCUCAGUCUCAUUGAGUCCAGGCAGAAACAGUCUGCUAAUAGUCCUGUGGCCGAUUGGUCGAGCAGUAUCCCACGUACACAGGCUGCGACCUUCGUGAAGGCCCUCCAGCAAGAGAUCUCCCCGCUUGUGAAAGGACAUUACCACAUCUCGCGCUCAUCGACUCUCCCACUGACAUUCCUCCGCAUUUUCAUCAUCGAUACGCCCUACCAAUCUCCUCGACAGACGCCGGAGAUCUUCGCUGACUCGUCGCGUCUGAUCUACGUCGCGUUCCCCGACAGCUGUCCCUUCAUAUACACCUCCAUCUCCGCUUCAACGGGCUCUAAAGCGGCCCCAUCAAUAAGUUCUAUUGCCACGGACCCCCGAAGUCUACAGCGCCUGGUGCGCGAGGCACUUCCUAAGGCGCUUUCUCGCCCGCAAGAACGGUAUACCUUGAAAGCCACUGCACUGGCAGCGAAGAGCUUGCCCACUCUGUUAGCGCUGCGCGGUCCGGGGCGGACAACUGCGGCAAACGGUGCGUUUAGCAUCUUCGCCGAUGCCGCUAUUGAGGGAAGUCCGUUGGAUCCGCGCCCAGCUAGCACAGUCUCGGCGGAGGAACAUAUGCGCGGGGGUCAAAAACCCCGGUCACCGGAAGAUAAAGAGAACGCGAAGCGCGAGGGGGAAACGAGUACGGCAUCCAAGCGGCAAUCUAGCAUCGGCGACUCGGAACUCUCACCCACAUCCAAAAAGCGUCGGCUCGCAAUUCACUCUCGAUUUGGAACAGCUGGGGGCUCGCAGAACCCUGCGCCCUUGGACCGUCUUGAUAUUCGACUACUUGAUGCGCCUGCCCCAACUCGUGAUGAUGAUAGCCCGGCAGGUACUGGGUAUCCAGUCUCGCUCACUUUUACCGGAUCGGACGUCAUCGGCGGAAUCCGCAAGCUCGCGGAGCUAGGUGUGAUUGAUCCCGAACGAAUGCCGUCCUGGAUGACGGGCGAGGAAGCUAUCAGUCUGGCAGUUGUUCGCGAUGGCAAGCGGGUUAAGAGACCAGCGUAA
Penicillium canariense is the source of this 1452-nucleotide messenger RNA. RefSeq names its product CENP-N/CHL4 family protein. The record is from RefSeq and is a predicted model, not a curated record. The transcript has a single exon. Bases 1 to 1452 code for a protein of 483 amino acids. NCBI's taxonomy places the organism in Eukaryota, Fungi, Ascomycota, Eurotiomycetes, Eurotiales, Aspergillaceae. Gene Ontology annotation, biological process: chromosome segregation; CENP-A containing chromatin assembly.